Messenger RNA from Lutzomyia longipalpis, 792 nucleotides. RefSeq names its product probable cytochrome P450 313a4. Lineage: Eukaryota; Metazoa; Arthropoda; Insecta; Diptera; Psychodidae. Gene Ontology annotation, molecular function: monooxygenase activity; heme binding; oxidoreductase activity, acting on paired donors, with incorporation or reduction of molecular oxygen. The coding region runs from base 1 to 792 and encodes 263 amino acids. The record is from RefSeq and is a predicted model, not a curated record. The transcript has 5 exons.
AUGUUGGAAUCUAUGAAGCUUGUUAAGAAUCACAUUUCUAAAGUUCCCUUCAGAUUUUGGUUCUUAACAAAUUUAUAUGUAUUUGUGAUGGAUCCAGAAGACAUUCAGACAAUUUUAAAUUCUCCGAACUGUUUCGAUCGUGGAUUGAUUUACGAGUUUGGCGACUUUUUUGCUAAAAACGGAAUCGGAAUUAACAAAAUUCACAGAUGGAAGCAAAGUCGUAAAACGUUAAAUCCAGUCUUCAGCACUAAAGCUUGUCAAGGCUACCUGAAGAUCUUCAAUGAAGAAAUUAGUGUUAUGGUUUCACGCAUGAAGGACAUCUGCAAGAAUCACGAACCAGGAUAUGAAACCUCAACAGUUACAUCUUUAUUUUGUAUCCUGGCAAUGGCAAUGUUUCCUGAACAUCAAGAAAGGAUUUUUGAGGAAAUUAAAACAACAUUACCGAAUCUGCAGGACUAUGUUGAGUAUGAGGAUUUAAACAAAUGCGAAUUUUUAGACAGAUUUAUCAAGGAAACUCUUCGACUAUUUCCUUCAUUACCUCUAAUAGUCAGGAGUGUUGAGAAAGCUACUCAAAUUGGACAAUAUACCGUCCCGGCUGGCACACAAUUGAUCAUACCCUUAAUAUUUCUGCACAGGGAGAAAAGUUUUUGGGGCCCAACUGCCGAAGAAUUCGAUCCAGAUCGCUUUCUACCUGAAAAUAUAGAAAAAGUCAAUCCUCAUGCUUAUUUACCAUUCGCCGGCGGUCCGAAGAUUUGCAUUGGAAUAAAAUAUGCCAAUACAUGUGAAAAUUAA